AUGGUGCAAGAAGGGCGACCUCAAGUGACUUAUCAUUUUACACAUGGCAAAAUUGACAAAAGGCUAUCUGAACUACACAUGUAUCAUUCAGGUCUAACCUGCCUCAGUGAAGGGACAAGGGUGACAGUCUGGGGAUGUUGCCCAAGUAGUUGGAAGUCAUUUGGUUCCAGCUGCUACCUCAUUUCUACUGAAGGGGAUGUUUGGACUCAGAGUGAGCAGAACUGUGUUGAGAUGGGGGCACAUUUGGUUGUGAUCAAUACAGAAGCAGAGCAGAAUUUCAUUGUCCAGCAGCUGAAUGAAUCACUUUCUUAUUUUCUGGGGCUCUCAGAUCCACAAGGUAAUGGCAAUUGGCAAUGGAUUGAUCAGACACCUUUCAAGAAAAAUGUCAGGUUCUGGCACCCAAAUGAGCCCAAUUUUCCUGCAGAGCAGUGUGGUUCAAUAGUUUUCUGGAAACCUGGAGGAUGGGGCUGGAAUGAUGUUUUCUGUGGUACUAAAAGGAAUUCAAUAUGUGAGAUGAAGAAGAUUUACCUAUGA
Molecule: messenger RNA, 534 nt
Organism: Lemur catta (Ring-tailed lemur)
Lineage: Eukaryota; Metazoa; Chordata; Mammalia; Primates; Lemuridae
Gene: CLEC6A
Product: C-type lectin domain containing 6A
Exons: 5
Coding region: 1-534 (177 amino acids)
Biological process (GO): antifungal innate immune response
Cellular component (GO): external side of plasma membrane
Molecular function (GO): carbohydrate binding
Source: RefSeq, a predicted model, not a curated record